AUGGCCAACCUCAAACCACACCCCGGCGCGCCCGCGCCCAGCAACGGCGUGCUCACUGGCGCAGCGCCGCCCGGCAAUCCCAGCGUCAAUCGCAAGAAGGCGAAGCGUCGCGCGAAGCUCGCCGCGAAGCAGCAGCAGCAGCAGCAGGACGACCAGCAGCCGCCAAACCCCAGUCUGCGGAAUGGCAACGUGCCGCACGCCCAAAGAGCCGUGCACAAUGGCCAUGUGCCUCAGCCUGACCCACAGCACGCGCUGGGCUACGACGACGACCUCGACGACACGGAGCACUUCGACGCUGGUGAUAACGAGGACCUGUACUACACGGACGACGACGUCACCACCUAUGCGUACCACUACGACGGAGCGCCAACGGCGAACGGCCACCCUGCGGAUGCCGCUUUGUCCAACAAGGCCAAGAAGAAGAAGAAGAAGAAGCGGUCAAUGCCUUCCGAAGCGCAGACACAACCCUAUGAUAUACCGAGCGGAAGUUCAUCGGGCAUGCUUGCCCACGCGGGCGCGCAUCCACCUCCGCCCCCACCACCGCCACCGUUGUCCAAUCCCGCAUUUCGCUCGAUGCGCAGUUCGACCUCUAGGGACCGCAUAUGGAACACUUCGACACAGGAAGAGCGCGAGAGGAUCAGGGAGUUUUGGCUCUCGCUCGGAGAGGAAGAGCGCAAGUCGUUGGUUAAGAUUGAGAAGGAGGCGGUCCUGCGCAAGAUGAAGGAGCAGCAAAAGCACUCAUGCAGCUGCACCGUCUGCGGCCGGAAGCGAACGGCAAUCGAGGAGGAGCUUGAGGUUCUGUACGAUGCGUACUAUGAGGAGCUGGAGCUGUACGACGACCAGGACAAAAUUCCCGAUAAUGCCGAUUCCGUGCUAACCACAGGGAGGCCCUACAGCCGCAGACAAGACCCUCGCCUCCCGCCGGACCGCAUGAUCGACCCUAACCAACCCUACGACUCUGGCAAUCGCGUCGAGGAGAUAGGAGACGAAGAGGACGAGGAAGAUGAACUGGAGGAAGAAGAGUACAGUGACGAGGACGAGGAAGACUACAGUGAUGAGGAGGAACCCGAGGAGCUACCCGUGAGAGGUACAGCUGCGGAUUUCUCCUUCUUUGGUAAUAGUCUGACGGUUAAAGCAGGUGGAAUUCUUACAGUGGCGGACGAUUUGCUGAAGAACGACGGCAAGAAGUUCAUCGAAAUGAUGGAGCAGCUGGCAGAGCGUCGAAUGCAACGAGAGGAUCAAGUUGUAGAACACGCAGGAAGUUUGGCAUAUUCAUCGUCGAUGCAGAACCAUCACGCCGGUCAUAAUCACGGCCCACCUCCCGACGACGAAGAGUACGACGAUGAGGACGAGGACUAUGAUAGUCAAGAAGACGAGUAUGAGGAGGAGGAAGACGACUUGGAUACCAUGACCGAGCAGCAACGAAUGCGGGAAGGCCGGAGAAUGUUCCAAAUUUUUGCAGCGCGAAUGUUCGAACAGCGUGUAUUGUCAGCAUACCGGGAAAAGGUUGCAAACGAACGCCAGCAGAAGCUUAUCGAAGAGCUCGAUGAGGAAAACCGGCGUACGGCAGAACGCGAAGCGAAGAAGACCAAGGAUGCUCUGAAAAAGAAAGAGAAGAAGGCUGCGCAGAAGCAAAGGCAAGCCGAGGAAAAGGCUCGGAAGGAGGCCGAGAAGAAGGCUGAGGAAGAGGCCGCCAGAGCGGCGGAAACAGAAAGACAGGAAGAACUGCGAAAGAAGAGGGAGGAGCAGAAGAAAAAAAGGGACGCCGAACGAAGGGCUCAGGAGGAGGAAAAGAAGCGAAAGGAUGCGGAGAAAAAGCGUAGGUUGGAGGACGAACGUCAGAAGCAGCAGGAAGCAGACCGCAAAGCUCAAGAGCAGAAGGCUGCGGAAAAGAAGGCUCGGGACGAUGCUAAGCGCAGGGAACGUGAGGAACGAGAAGCCAUAGAAAGGGAAGCGAGGGAGCAAAAAGCACAUGCAGAGCAGCAGCGGAAAGAGAAAGAAACUAGGAUCAAGGUAGAGAAGGAGGCAAAUGAGCGGGCGCGUAAGGAAGAAGAAGCGGCAAGAGCUGCUCAAACUAACAAGCGUCCUUCUCAACCAACACCAGCUCUGCCGCCUGGUCUCCUUUCCAAGCAGUCCUCGGCCGGCUUUCCAUCUCCACAUGUCCAAGUCGCGACUCCAAACAUCCCAAAGGCUCCGACACCGUCGAAGCCUCGCCAGAGUUCGCACCAGGGUUCCCAUGGUUCAUCUCCGAAGACGCCCCAGGUCUUCCCUGGGACCAGCAAGUCGGUCUCGCCCAGCCACCAGCAGCCGAGAACGAUUCUGCAGAAGCCCCAACCACAAGUUCAGACGUCGACAUUGCAGCAUCCCCAACCAAGCUCGCCGAUGCCGCCGUUAGGGCCUCCUCCCGGUAUGCAUUCUGGCUUUGGCGGCCUGCCUAUUGGUCUGGGUGCCCCUUCGCCAAUGCAGGGGGGAAUAAUGCACGGCCUGAACCAGCCUCGUGGACCCAUGUUUCCCCACGCACCUCCGCCGAUCGGCGCGCAGUAUCCCGGCUUCCCUGCUCCCAACGGGCUGCCCGCACCACCGCCUGGUAUGAACGCACCGGGUAUGCCACUUGGUCGAGGCUUCCCGGGGAUGUCCAUGCCUCCAGGCUUUGGCCAGCCUCUGCCCGGCAUGAGUGCGGCGGGUCAGAUCCCCGGAUUCAGUGCUCCUCGUGACAUCAUGCCAUCACAUUCGCGCCAAGCAUCUGGUUCAGGAUCAUUCGAUUCGUCGGUUGGCGGGCUUCCGACUCAUCCCAUUGCCCGACCCACACCCAUACAGCGACCAUCUAGCGUCAAGCCACAAGAGCUUACUGUGGAGAACAAGAGGUCAGGCAACAGCGACUUGGAUGAGCUAAGCAAUCAUCUUGGGAGCAGUGCUCUUCUUGACGACAGCGAUGAGCCAAUUCCCACGAGUGCUGGUGAAGUCCGCCGCUCGAGCCUAGCGCCCUCGGCGAGGUCAGGGAGAAUGGCCUUCGGCACGUCUCCGCUCUUCACCGACGUAGGAGCUCGUGGCAUUGAUCCUUUUGGCAUGCCGAGCGGAGGUAGCAGCACAUGGGGAACUCCAACCGUGCCAUUUGGACCUCCUGGUAUGGGUGGUAGCACGUGGGGAUCUCCUCCUGCCAACGUUGGCUGGCCCAGUGCGGUUGGCAGCUUCAGUGGCGUCGGCGCUCCGCUUGGUGCAUCGCAUCGACAGAGUAUUUCACGCCCUGUAUCAGUUCGCCUGAUGGUGUGUCAGGCCUGCAAGCAGCUUGCACAAAGCCACCCCAAAGCCGAUGGUUUCUACGAUAUUACCACCGUCAUCCGUACCAUUGAAGCUGGCGUUCGUGGUGCGACAGAUGCACCUGUGCAAGAGCACGAGGUUAUCGACAUCUGCGAGACUGAGGGCGACUUGCACAAUGGAGGCGGCUUCCUUCGCAAGAAGGAUAGCCCAGAUGGUGCUGUGGAGGUCAAGUUUGAGCCUGACACAGCCACCAGCACCGGCGGCAUCCGAAUUCCAGGACAAGGCGCACUACACGGUCUGGGAGAAAUCGGUAGCCCGGUUCCCAGCCACUCAACACCCUUUGGUAUGGGCCCCGGUGCCACCCCAGCAGGCGUAGCUCGUACCUCGCCAUUCUCCGCCUCUGUUCUCGGGGGCGGUGUAUCAUCACCGAGCUUUUAG
This is a messenger RNA of Diplodia corticola, 3696 nucleotides long. RefSeq names its product stress response protein nst1. The record is from RefSeq and is a predicted model, not a curated record. The transcript is spliced from 3 exons. NCBI's taxonomy places the organism in Eukaryota, Fungi, Ascomycota, Dothideomycetes, Botryosphaeriales, Botryosphaeriaceae. Bases 1 to 3696 code for a protein of 1231 amino acids.